Meloidogyne enterolobii is the source of this 555-nucleotide messenger RNA. The record is from the annotation of a GenBank genome assembly. Lineage: Eukaryota; Metazoa; Nematoda; Chromadorea; Rhabditida; Meloidogynidae.
UUUUUAAUUUUUAUUUUUUCAGUUAAUUAUCAAAAUACUUACUACAUCCCACCAAUGUCUUUAAAUAAUUUUGAUUCGAAUGGAAAAAGAAGAAUUUUGCUCAAUGAAUGCAAAAAAGUUUAUAUUCAAAGAGAUUACAGUCAAGCGCUUAUUAUUCGUUUUUCAACAGAAUUUCCUGAAGAACUUGAAAAUUAUAUAAGCAGACAAUUAUGGACUGAAUUUAUUAAUAAUUUAAAUCAAAUAUAUUCUGAUGCAGAAAAGCUCUCCUCUAGAGCUUAUGCAGAAAAUAUAAUCGCUUUAUUAACAUGCCAUCUUUCUCGUCUUUGUUUUAAAUCUUUUUGGACGAAAAAAUUGGAAGAAGCAGAAUCUUUAAUUGAUGAGGCUAAUCAACAACAUUUUGUUAAUGAUGGAGUUUAUGUUGGGAAUCCGUUGGAUAAAGGAUUUAGAGUGGUAUAUUUAUUUUUUAGAGCUUUACUGGAAUUUUUUCCGUUAACAACUUUUAUGGGUAAAAUUGAAUUUCGUAUACCCUCUUCUUUUUUCUUCCUCAAAGUAUAA